Messenger RNA from Racocetra persica, 930 nucleotides. The record is from the annotation of a GenBank genome assembly. Lineage: Eukaryota; Fungi; Glomeromycota; Glomeromycetes; Diversisporales; Gigasporaceae.
AUGGAUGAAGCGAUUCGAAAAUAUUGUGGCCUUCUAAUGUUUGAUACUCCACCCUCCUUUCCCUACAAAAAUAAUGGUAAAGUGAAUUCUUCGUCACUAACCAUCGACCAUACAACAUCGCUAGAGAAUAGCAGCAUAAGAACCCAAGACAAUUUCGUUUUCACUUCCUUUCUGGAACCGAUUCGCGUAAAACGUCAGAACCCAAUAAAAAAUAAACCUAUUAUCUUGGAUUCAGAUUCGUCGCUAUUAAAUAACGAGGUCGAAAAGACGUCAAAUUUAGUGCAGCCAUCUUCUGAAGACAGGACUCCUCGUCCUCCAAAUGCCUUCAUAUUAUAUAGACGCUCUAAACAACCCGAAGUAACUCGGGAACAUGGUAAUAUAUCUAAUGCAAGGAUAUCCAAAAUUCUUGCCAAGCUUUGGAGAGAAGAAGAUGAAAAUGUAAAACAUUAUUGGCAAAAAAUGGCCGAUAAAAAAAAAAUGGAGCAUAUGUUAGCUCACCCUGGAUACGUCUAUCGACCAAAAAAACCUGGCGAAAAUAAGAAAAAAAAGAACCAUCGUAAAUCGAAGGCCACUCCGAAAGAAUCACCUGGUCCAUUGAUUCCAUUAUGCCAUCCUCCCGCUCAAACUCAAAAUUCCUUCGUUUUUGAUUCACCUCAAGACCCUACCAUCAUUUCUACGGAUUCUUCCUCUCCAUACAUUCUUUACGAUAAUCAUUUUGAACCUUAUUCCCAAAUCACGCCUAUCUUUUCAACAAACGAUAUCGACAAUUAUGUAUAUAGCAAUUAUAUCGAUUGUAACGAUUAUAAUGUUUAUAAUGAUUACAAUGACUAUAAUAAUUAUAAUGAUAUCGAAUCAAAUAAUUUAUUUGAUGUACAACAAUAUCCAAUCGAUCAAAACAUCAUUUAUCCAUAUGAACAUAACUUUUGUUAA